CGCACGCGAGUGUCUUGAAUCGUGUCAAGGAUCUAACAUAUGUGAUAUUUAUUCGUGAGAUUGCUGCACAUACUCGAACUAUAUGUAUCUGGUGGUUAAGUGUUUGUAUGACAAUGUGUGCGGUCCAUGAGGAGCGCAAACCGAAUCCGGUCACAAAGGCUAGCUUCCUUUCAAAAUGGUUCUUUAUCUGGACGCGCGAGAUUCUCGUGAAAGGAUUACGCCGAUGUCUGGAUCCUGCCGAUCUGUACGCACCCGAGCCAAGCUUAGAAAGCACCCACGUAACAGAUUAUCUGCUCAGGCACUGGGAGCAGGAGCUCAAACGAUCGAAGCCGAAUGUCCUGCGAAUGAUAUUCAAGGCGUACGGCUGGAGUUUUGUGCCGGCGAGCAUUGUGUACUCCAUCAUGGCCAUCGCCAUUCACACAACGCAACCUCUGAUGCUGGGCGGCUUGGUUUCCUAUUUCUCGGAGAGCUCUGGAAAAAUCUCGAAGCACUCGGCUUAUUUGUACGCCAUGGGUGUGGUGCUCUGCUCCCUGUUCUCGGGACUGGUCUUCCACCCGUUCAUGAAGUACCUGUUCCGAGUGGGUUCCCGCGUCCGGCUGGCCUGUGCCGGUCUCGUCUACCGGAAGUUCCUGCGCGUCUCGGUGGCUGCGGACUGCAGCGGCGUGAGUGGCUAUGCCAUAUCCCUGAUGGCCACCGACCUGCCGACCUUCAACGAGUCCUUCUACUGUUUCCACGAGCUGUGGCGCGGACCGCUGGAGGCCGCGGUCUUUGUCUACAUUAUUUACCAACUGAUUGGAUGGCCGGCGGUAGUGGGUUUGGGUACCAUUGUGGCCUUUAUACCGCUCCAAGCCUGGGCCGCCCGUGCCAUAGCUCGUUACAAAAGGAAUUCUGCGGAUGUGGGCGACGAAAGGGUGAAGCUAAUGAACGAAAUCAUCGCAGCCAUGCAGCUUAUUAAGAUGUACGCCUGGGAGAAAUCCUUCGCGAAGUUAAUUGGCAAAGUGAGGAAGGAGGAAAUGAAGUCCAUAAAAGGUUCCACCUACAUUUAUGCUGGACUGCAAUGUACUGGAAUGAUCUCCAAGUUGUCGCUCUUUGUUUCCUUGGUAACCUAUGUCUUCACUGGUGACAUAGUCACCUCCCAGAAGGUGUUUAUAGUGUCCAGCUAUUAUGAUCGCCUGAAUGACUCUCUGCUGCACUCCUGGCCCUUGGCCAUUAAUAUGUGGGUAGAGACCUUCGUGGUGGCCAAUCGCGUGAAGGACUUCCUUUUCCAGAACGAAGAUCCUGCAGACGGUGGUGCAAGCAAUUUCAUAGAGCCCGAGGACAAUCCAAAUCAUGGCAACUUCCCAGGACGCACUCACAGGCCGAAAGCUGAAGAUAAGAGCAUUACGGUCCAUAAAUUGACUGCCAGCUGGGAUCAGGCGAAUCAGGAAAAGCGGCACCGGCAUAUCGAGGAUGUGAGUUUCCAGGCCACGGAUCAGCAGUUCGUGGGAAUCGUAGGAACUGUGGGUGCUGGAAAGAGCACGCUGCUUCAAGUCAUCCUGGGCGAGCUGGAUAUUAUCAGUGGCAGUGUGGAUCUCAAUGGAGUGCUAAGCUAUGCGCCGCAGGAACCCUGGUUACUUCGUGGCACACUCCGUGAGAAUAUCCUCUUUACGGAACCCUACGACGAGCAGCGAUAUCUGGAGGUCCUCCGGGUUUGUCAUCUCGAUGCGGAUGUGGAACAGCUGCCUUCGGGUGACAGCACAAGAGUGGGCGAAGGUGGAGCCAGUCUGAGUGGCGGACAAAAGGCCCGAGUCAGUUUAGCACGAGCUGUCUACCGGAAGGCAGAUAUUUACCUUCUGGACGACCCGCUAUCAGCCGUCGAUUCCCAUGUGAGCAAGGUGCUCCUCGACCGCUGUCUCAAUGAGUUUCUGUCCAAGAAAAUCCGUAUUCUGGUCACCCAUCGUGUUCAGUUGCUGCGACACGUGGAUCACUUGGUCCUUCUAGAAGGGGGUCGCAUCUCCAUCCAGGGACAAUAUGAUGCCCUCAAGAGACUAAUUCGGUUCAGGAUGUCGGCGGCCAAUGAUGUGGAGGUGGCCAAGUUGCGGGCCAUGCGAACGGACAGUGUUUACGAGGAGCCGGAGCCAAGGAAAUCGCUUUCCCACGAGGAGCACCUCGAUCGAGACCAAAUAGAGAAGCAGUUCAAGGAGCAGCAGCAAGUGGGAUCCGUCAAACUGAGUACCUACAAGGAGUAUUUCAGGGUUCUGGGUCACCCUUUAGUGGUGCUGCUAAUCCUUCUCCUGUUCGUUGUGGCUCGGGUUUCGGAGGCCACCAUGGAUAUAUUUCUCUCCAAAUGGGCAACUUGGGAGGAGACGGAGCCCAAUCAGCAUGAACCGAUUCCGGAAUAUCAUAGGACUCGACUGCGCAUGAUGAUCCUCUACACAGUCCUUAUCCUGUGCACCCUCAUCUUUUAUGUCCUGCGUACCUUUGGAUUCUUCACGAUGACUCUGCGAAUAUCGCUCCGAAUUCAUGUUCAACUUUUUCAAGGCGUUAUCCGCGCCUUCAUGCAUUUUUUCACCUUGGCUACCUCUGGCAGGAUUUUAAACCGAUUUUCCAGUGAUAUUCUGGCAAUAGACGUGAAUCUUCCCCAGGCGCUGAUGGACUCCUUGGAGUUUGUCGUGAAUGGGUUGGCUGUACUUGCGGUGGUCAGCACGGCCAAUAUUUGGCUUUUAAUUCCGGCCAUCGUGGUGGUGGCUUUACUGUACGGCUGCAGGUGUCUCUAUAUAGGAGCUAGUCGGAGUUUAAAGCGCAUAGAAACUAUAUCUCGGAGUCCCAUUUAUUCCCACACGAAUGCCACUUUCAAGGGAUUGGCUACCAUCCGUGCUCUAAGUGGAACCAAAUACAUGGAGCGGGAGUUCCAUCAUUACCAGAACGAGAACACCUCCGCAUUGUACCUCCAUGUGAGCAUCAAUCGGGCCUUUGCCUUCUGGACGGACCUCAUCUGCGUGCUGUACAUCCUGGCGGUGACCUUCAGUUUCCUGCUCUUCGACAAGAGGCACAGGGGAUACUACAGUGGCGAUGUGGGUCUGGCCAUCACGCAGUCCAUGAAACUGGUGCUGAUGUGCCAGGCGGGAAUGCGGCAAACCGUCGAGCUGGAGAACAUGAUGACCAGCGUGGAGCGGGUGAUGGAGUACGUGAAUAUACCCUCGGAACCCGCCUACGAAACGGAUGAGUCGGUCAAUCUGCCCAAGCAUUGGCCCAGUGGUGGGCAGCUGGAAUUCCGGGAUCUGCGGUUGCGGUACAGCGAUCACGGUCCGUAUAUCCUGAAAGGACUCAACUUCACGAUACGCGGCGAGGAGAAGAUCGGCAUCGUGGGUCACACGGCUGCGGGGAAGUCCUCCAUUGUCCAGGCUCUCUUUCGGUUGGCUCACAUCGAUGGGCACAUCGCCAUCGAUGGCUUCGAGACAUCCGAGCUGGGCCUGCACGAUCUGAGGCGGAGAAUCUCGAUCAUACCGCAGGAUCCGGUGCUCUUCUCGGGCUCUCUCCGCUUCAACCUCGAUCCCUUCGAGGAGAAGACGGACGAGGAACUCUGGCUGGCCCUGGAGGCCGUCAAGCUCAAGGAGUUCGUUUCGAAUCUGAAGGACGGCAUAUGCUGUGUCCUCCACGACUGCGGGGCCAAUUUUAGCAUGGGCCAAAGGCAGCUGGUCUGCCUGGCCAGAGCUCUCUUGCGCCAGAACAAAAUACUCAUCAUGGACGAGGCCACGGCCAACGUGGAUCCCGAGACAGACAAUCUCAUCCAGGAGGCGAUCCGCACCAAGUUCGCCCACUGCACCGUGCUGACCAUCGCCCACCGGCUGCACACCGUGAUGGACAACGACCGGGUGAUGGUGGUCGACAUGGGCCGGGUGGUGGAGCUGGGUCAUCCGCACGAGCUGCUCCACAACCGGCACGGAUACCUGCACCGAUUCGUGGAGAAGACGGGCGUGGGCACCGCCCAGCACUUGAGGCACCUGGCGGAGCAGAGCUACCGGAAGAGGGUGCUGGGCAGGAAGUCGGAGGAUCAGGGAUCCGUGCUCGAUGUGGGGUACAAGGGGACGACCCUGUGAAAGACUGGCGGGGUGGGGAAAAUAAGAGGGCUUUCCGUUCCGUUAGGUAUGGUAAUAUAGACUUUAUUAUAGUGAACUGAUCUUUAAAUAUAGUUAUAUAUGUAUAUACUUUAUAUGUACUUCAUAAUAUACUCGUACUUAGUUGUUUCAA
Drosophila ficusphila is the source of this 4230-nucleotide messenger RNA. Its product is annotated as probable multidrug resistance-associated protein lethal(2)03659. Gene Ontology annotation, molecular function: ATP binding; ATP hydrolysis activity; ABC-type transporter activity. Gene Ontology annotation, cellular component: membrane. The transcript has 6 exons. NCBI's taxonomy places the organism in Eukaryota, Metazoa, Arthropoda, Insecta, Diptera, Drosophilidae. Gene Ontology annotation, biological process: transmembrane transport. The record is from RefSeq and is a predicted model, not a curated record. The coding region runs from base 108 to 4079 and encodes 1323 amino acids.